AUGUUAAGAAUCGAGAAUAGUAACGAACUAUAUAUACUCGACCCCUCUUUUGACAGACGGAAGACAUACCAGUUCUCAGAGAUAUUUGACCAUCUAACCACCCAAGAGGACGUCUACAACAACAUUGUCUCCCCAAUGGUCCAAGAUGUCCACACGGGGUACAACUGCACUGUGUUUGCCUACGGACAGACUGCCUCCGGAAAGACCCACACAAUGGAGGGCAAUCUGGAAUCCUCCGAGUCCGGACUUUGCAAAGACGCGGGAAUAAUCCCCCGAGUCCUCUCAGACUUGUUUGACCUCACAAAGGCAUGGUUGGUGUCUCACUGCAGGACAAAGACGGCUACAUCGAGAUGUCCUACAUCGAGAUAUACAACGAGGAGAUUUUCGACCUGUUCUCCCAGUGUUGAUUCGGUAGGGAAGAUAAAUCAGAGUUUGCUGACAUUGGGACGAGUGAUCACAGCUCUGACUGAAAAGGCCAAGCACAUUCCCUACCGAGAGAGCAAACUGACGAGGAUUCUUGAAGAUUCGCUGGGCGGGCGUACUCGGACGACGAUAAUAGCCACGAUAUCCCCAUCCACCUCGUCAUUCGAGGAGACUCUGAGCACACUGGAGUAUGCCAGUCUGGCAGAAACAAUCGAAAACAAGCCACAAGUGAACGAGGACUUCCAACGAGGCAGUUUGCUGGAGGUUUGGAUGAGUGGUGUAUUGGAGAUGUUCGAACGGGAGAUCGACCGACUGAAGGAGCAACUGACAUGUGCCACGACGGGGAAGGGGGUGUUGAUGAAGGAGGACGACUUUGAGUACUCCUGUCAUUAACUCCCAGGGAAUUCACCCUCGAACUGUCCCACCAGGCUAAGACUGUCGCCUAUUUGGAGGAAUGUUAUCA
Messenger RNA from Octopus sinensis (East Asian common octopus), 886 nucleotides. Its product is annotated as kinesin-like protein Klp61F. NCBI's taxonomy places the organism in Eukaryota, Metazoa, Mollusca, Cephalopoda, Octopoda, Octopodidae. Gene Ontology annotation, biological process: microtubule-based movement. Gene Ontology annotation, molecular function: plus-end-directed microtubule motor activity; microtubule binding; ATP binding. The transcript has 2 exons. The coding region runs from base 1 to 816 and encodes 271 amino acids. The record is from RefSeq and is a predicted model, not a curated record.